AUGCAAUCUGAUGUCCCAAGUCAAUAUAGGGAUCUUUUAAAGCAAGCAAUAAGGGAAGAACGAAAGAAGCACAAAAGUGCUAGUCCAGAUAUUGUGCCUACGAAUACAGCCAGUAAAUUACCUUCAAAAAAGGAUUUUACGAAUAAGGGUGGAAAGCUCGAGGUGAUAUCAUUAUCUUCAGGUGAAGAAUUGUCUAAUCAAGAAGGAAACACUACGGAAGUUGAUUCGAAAAAUGAAAAAGAUAAGAUAAGCUCUGAAUCAAAUAAAAUUCAUAGUGAAGAUAAGAAUGAUGAUUAUACCGGCAAUAAUGGAGAUGAUGAAAAGGAUGUCUACGACGAAGAAGAGGAUGAUGAUGAAGAGGAUGAAGAUUACGAUUCGGACGAAUUCGAAGAUGUUGAUCUUGAACAUGCCCCUGAUUUGCCAGAAUCAGCACUUCCCGAUUAUCAAAGUGAAAGGAAAGAGAUUAAUAUUCCUUUAAAGAUAAAUAAAAGAAAGAAAAAGCGGCAAACCAUCGUCUCUCGACAGGAGAGGCAAUUCAGAAAGCAGAUUCAUGUACUUUAUUUAUUUACGAUGGUAGCCCACGGGGUGUCUAGGAAUUCAUGGUGCUCGGACCCAAAAUUGCUAAAAGAGAUUAAAAAAGGGAUCCCAAAUAACAUAAGAAAGCAGUACUUGGAGUAUUUAACACAUCGAAAACUAGAAAAGGCUACAGUUUCAUCGAAGACUAGAAGGCUAUUGGAUAUUUUAAGACAACUAAUGAUAUAUUGGUAUAAGUCAUGGACUAUAAACGAAAACGCACCUACAAUUUAUAAAAGAUCAUGGGAUGAAUUGGAUGCUGCAGUUUCUCGGCAAAGAAUGUCCAAAAGAAAGUUCAUAAAGGCAGUAAAAAGACAUACAGGAUCUAGAGAUAUAGCAGCUCAAGGAUUUGUUUCUCUUUUAAGAUCCAUCGGUAUACAAGCAAGGCUUAUAUUCUCUCUACAGCCGCCUGAUUUUACUAACCUAUCUCAGGUUACGUCAAUUGCCAAAAAGCAUAAUAGAAAAAUUGUAAAAAUAGAGGAAAAGAUACAGAGAGAGUCAGAGAAUCAUAAGAAUAAGCGAGUAGCAGCAAUAUCUCAAGGGGAUCGCCUUUUGAAUAACUUGAGAGUUCAUCGCAGUGCGAAAACAAGAUAUCGGUCCGCUGAUGAUAUUGAAGAAAACGAAUUUGAAGAGUUAUUUCCGGUGUUUUGGUGUGAAGUAUGGGAUAAGGAUGCGAAACGAUUCAUUACUGUCGAUCCAAUUGUCAAAAAGACCAUCGAGAUCGUAAAGACAAAAUCAGUAUUGGAACCACCAACAACAUCUGAGCAUAACAAUGCCUAUUACGUCUUGGGAUAUGAUAGACUAGGUGGUGUACGAGAUAUCACAAGGCGAUACACUGAGCAUUACAAUGCAAAAGUGAGGAAGAAGCGUAUAACUCGUGAUGAUGAUGGCAAUGAUUGGUAUAAUUCAUUACUGAAGGGAGCAUGUACAAUAAGAAGAAAUAAUCAGAACAGAAUAGACAAAUUUGAAGAACUGGAAUUUGAAGAGCGAUCAUUAAGAGAGGGUAUGCCCAAUUCAAUUCAGGAUUUUAAGAAUCACCCAAUAUACGUAUUAGAGAGCCAACUAAAGGCUAACGAGGUUCUCCGUCCAAGAAUAUCUUGCGGCAGCAUAAGGAAAAAGAACAAAUAUAACAAGACUGGAGAGCUAGUUCCAGUUUACAAAAGAUCGAACGUCCAAAUUGUUCGAUCUGCCAAGGCUUGGUAUAUGCGAGGUAGAGUUUUAAAAAUAGGUGAAAGACCAAUGAAGUCUAGGAAGAAAAGCAAAUUUGUAAUUUCAAAGGAUCCAGAUAACUAUAACGGUUCGGAUGCUGGAGAAGAUGAAGAUGAUGUGGUGAGGUUGUAUGCGGAAAGUCAAACUAAGAAAUUUGUACCACCGGCAAUAGUCGGGGGCGAAAUUCCUCGAAAUGCAUUUGGAAAUAUUGACGUUUAUCGACCUUGGAUGAUUCCAGAAGGUUGCAUUCAUAUAUCGGACGAUAGGGCAGAAAGAGCGGCAAAGAUUAUGGGAAUUACUUUUGUUCCAGCUGCAGUAGGAUUUGAUUUUGAUGGUGGAUCAAAGGGAGGGGGAUCCCGGGCCACGGUAAAAAUACAGGGAGUUGUCACUUUUAAAGAAUACGAGCCUGCCGUAAAGUUAAUAUGUCAAGGGCUUCAAGAAUACGAUGAGGAAAAAAGUAGAAGAAGAACACAACUUAUCGCAUUUAGAGCUUGGAAGAUUCUUUUCAAGAAAAUGGAUAUUAUCAACCGUCUCAACAUAGAGCAUGGCAAAGUUUCAGAACAGAAAGACAAGAAUAAACAGCUUACUGACAAUUUGGAUUCAUCUGACGAGAAUGAACAAGGAGACGAACGUAACGAAAGUGAUGAAGGUGGCUUUAUUCUUGGAGAUGCGCAGAAUGUAGAUGAGAAUAUGUAUUUUGGAGAUCAGAAUGAUGACAUUGGAGAUGUCAGUGAUAGCGAAUUUGAGAAUGAUGAAGACGAGGAGGCUGAAACUGACGGAGAAAACACGGAAGAGGUGGCAGAAGAACCAUCAAAAAAUGCUUCUUUGGAAAAAACUACUGACAAUGAUGAAAACAUAGAUUCUGAAAAGCAUGUGACCGGAGACAUGGAUCAGAAUUCUGAAAAUUCUGAUGAUCAUGUGCCAGACAACGUGAAUCAGACACAGGGUGACUACGAAGAUUUUAUGAACAAAAUAGGACUAAAUUCGGUAAGCAGUGGAGAAAACGAAGGGGAUGGCGGAUUUGUCAUUGAUGAUACAAAUAAAUUAAACUUACCUGAAGAAAAUGUGAAAUUGGAUGAGAUUAUAGAAGAGAGAGACCAGGAAGAUCAGUUGCCAAGGAGUAAUGAUGUAGUUGAUAAUUGCCCAGAAACGGAAAGCAACGAAAAAUUAUCCGGAAAUCAGGAACCUGAUUAUAACAAAAAUACUGAUGGUAAUGAUGAGUAUGAAACUUUUAUGCAUACCAUAGGACUUGAUAAAUCAUCCGAAAAAUCGGAAGAUAAUUCUGAAGGAGAGCCAAUUUCAUCACCAGAACAGGAUGAUAAGAAGCCUAUGGAUGAAGACGAUGCUUUUAUACAAGAUCUGUCUAAGGAUUUGGCAGGAUAUACAGAUAAUCUGAGCGCAUAUACAAACGAGAAGAAACAUCAAAAGGAGACGACGCAGGAUACAGAGAAAUUAAAAAUUGAAGGGAGUGUUGGUUUAAAGAAUCCUGAUCUGGCCGCUACAGAUGACGACGUGAUUUAUAUGAGUGAACGCAAAGAUGUUUCAUUAAGCUCCACUGAAAGCCAAAAUGUCACAACUAUGAACCCUCAAAGUAUGAAUUCAAAUGAAAAAUCACCUAUUGAGAUAUCCAGCGACUCAAGCGCCGAAAUUAUUGAUCUUGAUGAUGGCAACUCAGGUGAAGAUGAUGGGUACGAAUUUGAAUAUAGUGAUUCAAUGUGA
Molecule: messenger RNA, 3501 nt
Organism: Brettanomyces bruxellensis
Lineage: Eukaryota; Fungi; Ascomycota; Pichiomycetes; Pichiales; Pichiaceae
Exons: 2
Coding region: 1-3501 (1166 amino acids)
Biological process (GO): mismatch repair; nucleotide-excision repair
Cellular component (GO): nucleus; XPC complex; cytoplasm
Molecular function (GO): damaged DNA binding; single-stranded DNA binding
Source: RefSeq, a predicted model, not a curated record